This is a messenger RNA of Bombus pyrosoma, 1195 nucleotides long. Its product is annotated as glutathione S-transferase 1-like. Gene Ontology annotation, biological process: glutathione metabolic process. Gene Ontology annotation, molecular function: glutathione transferase activity. Lineage: Eukaryota; Metazoa; Arthropoda; Insecta; Hymenoptera; Apidae. The transcript has 7 exons. Bases 197 to 895 code for a protein of 232 amino acids. The record is from RefSeq and is a predicted model, not a curated record.
AGUUACAAGAAAUAGUAAUUAGAAGAUAGUUCUGGUUACAAUUGAUAGGUUCAAGAUGUUCUUUUGUUUUUUAUCCCUAAUCCAUGUAAGAAUGCGCAAAAAAGGUCUUUCUUGCUCAGAACGGUGUGAUAGUUUUAUCUAAGCCAGUCGCUGAGAAAACAUCAAGAGGUCUACAUUUUCGGUCACUUCGGUCAACAUGCCUUUGCGAAGGAAACUUUCGAAAUUUGAGGAGAAUCUGGAUAUCAACCUAUACGUACAUGACAUUGUUCCACAGUGUCGUACCGUUCUAAUGGUGGCUAAGGAACUUGACCUGUAUUUUACGAUUCGCGAGAUUAACCUAGAUAAGCAGGAACAUCUAACAGAGGAAUUUUUAAAAAUGAAUCCUAUGCACACGAUUCCGGUGUACGAAGAGCGCGGAUAUAUUCUUACGGAUAGUCACGCUAUCGCCUGUUUUUUGAUUGAUGAUUUUACAUCGGGUAUAAAUUCUCUGUACCCGAAAGAGCUGUCGGUACGAGCUCAGAUUAAUCAGUAUCUCAUGUUCGAAGCGGGGACAAUGUUCCCUGCUGUGAAAAGCAUCGUGCUACCGCUAAUGUUGGGACAAGAGUCUACUAUCUCCGAAGAAAAGAUAGCCGCAUGUAAAGAAGUAUUCUCGCUCUUGGAUAAGAUUCUGCAAUACAAGACAUGGUUGGUCGGCCACAUCUCUUACACUGUCGCGGAUAUUUGUUGCGUAACUAUGGCCAGCAGUAUUACUGUCCUGAUGGAUAUGGAUCUAUAUCCGAAUGUAAAGGCUUGGAUAAGAAGGUGCGAGCGAGAUAUACGAAGCUACAAAGAAUGCAAUGUACCAGGGCUUAACAAAUUACAUGCUCUUAUUCGUUCCGCACUUUCCAAGUCCUAAAUAUAUAAAAUAUACCUAUAUAUGUAUGUGUAUAUGUAUAUGUAUAUAUAUAUACACAUAGAUAUAUAGAUAUAUCUAUAUGUAUAUAUAUAUACACAUAGAUAUAUAGAUAUAUCUAUAGUCAGAGUGGAAGAGUGAGGUGACUGUUUUGAUAAUAAGUGUGGAAUUCUAACAAUUUUUUCUUAAUUCUUGCAUGUCAUUUUUGAAAUUUGUAAUUCUGUUAUAAUUUGUUAUAUACACCAUUUAUUACACCAUUAUACAUUUGUAUGACAAAUACUAAUAAAAAUACAUAUAUGCUUA